Coffea eugenioides is the source of this 1424-nucleotide messenger RNA. RefSeq names its product TBC1 domain family member 2B-like. NCBI's taxonomy places the organism in Eukaryota, Viridiplantae, Streptophyta, Magnoliopsida, Gentianales, Rubiaceae. The record is from RefSeq and is a predicted model, not a curated record. Bases 324 to 1424 code for a protein of 366 amino acids. The transcript is spliced from 7 exons.
CUAUAUCCCGUCACAAAAUUUAAAAUACAUUUUCUUACACAUUUUCCAAAUUUGAAUCUUUCUGGUUGUCCACUCUCUCAUUUCAGACCAUCAGUUCUUCCUCAAAAUCUUCAAGCUUUCACACAACCCAAAAAAAACGGAAUAAUAAUAAAGAAAGCUUCGAGGGAAUUGUUGUUCCAUUUUUUUCCCUUCUUCCCCCUAUUUCAUCAUCCAGCUUUAUCCCUUCUUUUUCUCAGGAAUUUUUGUAGCUUUUUAUAGAAGAAGAUGAAGAUAAUGUAGAAAAGAUCUGGGAAUUCUUGUUGGAAUUAUAGUUCAAAUAUAAGAUGCAUGGAACUCAAAGCAAAAGGGACUUGGCCUUUGAAUACCAAGCUCAAAUUCCCAUAUUGAGGCCCAGCAUUCAUGCCAGAAGGGCUAAUAUCACAGUUAAGUUUCAAGAUAUUUAUGGGUUUACAGUGGAAGGCAAUGUUGAUGAUGUAAAUGUGUUGAAUGAGGUAAGGGAGAAGGUGAGGCAACAGGGGAGGGUCUGGUGGGCAUUGGAAGCCAGCAAAGGUGCAAAUUGGUAUCUAGAGACUCAUGUUUCCUCAACUCUUAAAUCUUCGCUCAAGUUCACUGCCUUAGUGAAUCAAAUAACUCUCAAGAGGCUUAUUAGGAAAGGAAUUCCACCAAAUCUGCGGCCUAAGGUGUGGUUUGCAAUGUCAGGGGCGGCCAAGAAGAAGUCAACUGUCCCUGAGAGCUAUUACAAUGAUCUCACAACUGCUGUUGUGGAUAAGGUCACACCUGCCACGAAGCAAAUUGACCAUGACCUACCGCGAACUUUCCCUGGUCACCCAUGGCUGGAUACCCCUGAGGGUCAUGCUGCUCUUCGACGUGUUCUUGUUGGAUAUUCCUUCCGAGAUUCUGAUGUUGGUUACUGUCAGGGUUUAAAUUAUGUUGCAGCACUAUUGUUACUUGUGAUGAAGACAGAGGAAGAUGCUUUUUGGAUGCUUGCCGUUCUUUUGGAAAACGUAUUGGUCAGUGAUUGUUAUACUAACAACUUGUCUGGAUGUCAUGUUGAGCAAAGAGUAUUCAAGGAUUUGCUGGCUAAAAAAUGUCCCAGGAUAGCUGCUCAUCUAGAAGAGUUAGAGUUUGAUGUAUCUCUUGUUUGCACUGAGUGGUUUCUGUGCCUCUUCUCCAAGAGCUUGCCUUCAGAGACAACCUUGCGCGUAUGGGAUGUGCUUUUCUAUGAAGGGGCAAAGGUUCUAUUUCAUGCCGCAUUGGCUAUCUUUAAGAUGAAAGAAGAAGAGCUGCUGAUGGCAAAUCAUGUUGGGGAUGUCAUUAACAUCAUACAGAGAACAACUCAUCACCUCUUUGAUCCAGAUGAGCUACUGACGGUAACUAUUCCCUUCCAGUCUGUCAUCUUUCCUUAUGUAAAAGAAUUAGUUUAA